AUGGCGCACACAGUGGGCGGCUAUUGCACAAAGAAAUUGUUGACUCGCAGCGCGUCUACGCUUUCUUUGAUCCAUGAUCCCAGCAACGAAGAAUCCAGUAAAUGGUAUCAACGUGUAGCAAUUAGAUCACGGAGCCAGCCGCCCUCCGACAUGAUGAAAGGAAGCCAGAGAAAGAAAACGGUGGGAGGGAAAAGAACCCCACCGAUCCAACCAAACUUUUGCGCCGACAGGGUCCGUCCAUGCGGGGAUCAUGAUCUGAACCAUGGCGCAGGAGGUUGGAUGUUUACUUUGUGUCCUGGCCCGGAAAAAAAAAAAGGGUAUGGAUUGUGUGGUGUAGUAUGCUUUGCUCUAUACGGGGCAGCGGGAUGCAAUAAGAUUUUCACCGGGGAGCUUGGGAUUGGGCUGAAGGAUCAUCUUGGAGAUGGAGAUGUAUUCUUAGUUUGGUUUUUCUGUGGUCGAAUGAGAUAUCUCAUGGAUGGUCUCGCCCAUGCCAUCUCUUACAAUCGGGUCCUGUUGAGCCUGACAAUGAAAGCCUCCCGGUCAAUGGGGACAGGAAUGAUGACAGGAGAGCAAACUUCUUCACAGUAUUUCGUAUGCGUGGAAUGUUGGAAUCAUGUGGCUGCGAGGCUGUGUCCAUCGCCCCACGUCGGCUUCAUCUUCCGCAAAGGCUGCAAUGUAAGGGCAGGGGACCUUCGGCCAGUGGGCGGGUCACACUUGAUCAAGCCGAAUGGCGAGCUUUGGAGGCUCAUUCGCCGAGCAGAAAGAAUGAUCGGAAGGUGUGGAAAGGGCGAGAUGACCGUUGGAAGCCGAUCAAUCAGAGCGAAUCCGCGACCUGCAGGCGUUGAUUGGCAAAUGCCGGCGCCAACCGCCUUGGGCCCAGCCAAUGAAACGGCGGGCCGGGCUGAUGGUGCGACGGAUGGGCUGGCAGGGGGAAACAUUUACUGA
Aspergillus niger is the source of this 945-nucleotide messenger RNA. RefSeq lists its product as uncharacterized. The record is from RefSeq and is a predicted model, not a curated record. The coding region runs from base 1 to 945 and encodes 314 amino acids. Lineage: Eukaryota; Fungi; Ascomycota; Eurotiomycetes; Eurotiales; Aspergillaceae. The transcript is spliced from 5 exons.